AUGGACUACAUCACCGAGCCUGUGUGGUCCUCGAAGCCUUUCUCCAAGCGAAUGCCCACUCACCCUGAGAUGCUGAGGUUCAAGCGCCCACCACCACCUUGCUGCAAAUGCCUUCAUAAGGACCCAUUCCCCGACCCUUUCUGCCGCGGCAUACCUCACGACUCCGUGCCACUUCCCGAGGAAGAGGCGCAGGAGCUGUUGAGGAACUUGGAAGGCAGCUGGAAGAUAGUUCCCCCGGAGGGAUCGUCCCAUGACAUCAUGUACACGACCGUGCAUGUGCAAGAUGACCGUUACACCUUGUCCGGUGGCACUCGUCUUACAUUUGGGGGUGAGCAACCCAACCCGCCGUGCACGGAGCACUUCCAUUUUUACCGUGGGCCGGAGAAAGAGAUCUACUUGGAUUACAUCGGCACGGUGUUCACGAAGACAGAUUUCCAAAAUGGCAGGGUGGAGUUUAACAACGGUCUGAACAUCCCCGUGGUGUGGCAACGAGGGGAGAACAACUCCUCUUCACCACAACAGCAGAACAUGCCUUCAGAUAUCGUGAUGGUAACCGCUGACAAAGUCACAGCAGUGCCAGGUGUAGUUCAGGCGACUGUAGUCGUAGUUUCUUGA
Molecule: messenger RNA, 615 nt
Organism: Symbiodinium natans
Lineage: Eukaryota; Dinophyceae; Suessiales; Symbiodiniaceae
Source: the annotation of a GenBank genome assembly